Messenger RNA from Priceomyces carsonii, 645 nucleotides. It is a transcript of the gene BUD21, whose product is annotated as Bud21p. The transcript has a single exon. NCBI's taxonomy places the organism in Eukaryota, Fungi, Ascomycota, Pichiomycetes, Serinales, Debaryomycetaceae. Gene Ontology annotation, molecular function: snoRNA binding. The record is from RefSeq and is a predicted model, not a curated record. Bases 1 to 645 code for a protein of 214 amino acids. Gene Ontology annotation, biological process: rRNA processing.
AUGGUAGUUACAAGAAGUAAUUUGAAUACUCAGAGUUCACCAAAGAAAAUAAAAUUCUCUGAAGAUGACUUUGAAGAGAAUGAAACUCAUAUUAAUACGAUAGCUGUAAGCAAGGAUCCUGAAAGUGAUGUCAUUUCCGAAGAUUCAGAUGAAGCUCCCGAAGAGGAAUCAACGACUACGACGAGAGAACAAGUAAUAGCAAAGCAGAAGGAGGAAUCACAGAGGCAGACAGAAUUGAAGCAAUUAGAAAAAGAGAAGAGAAGGAAAAGGGAUGAGCAAUACAGGCAGCAACAGGAAGAGAAAAAAAAGAAAGAGCAAGAAAAAUCAGAAGCCUUACCACAAUUCUUGCCAGAUGAUGUUUUCGAAACAUUGAAUGAUUCAAUAGCUUCAGAUCAGGAGAGAAAAAUGCAUUUAACUUUGAGUGAUUUUGAAAAGUUGGAUCAAAAAUUAUUGAAUUCGCAACUUAAGGAGGAAAAAUUACGGAAAAUAAGGAAUUCAAAGAAGCAGAGUAUCAAAAAGGGCCCAGUGAAUGUUGCAGUACACUCCUUCAAUACAUCCGGAAAAAUUAAGGUUCCUCCCGCCGAGUCAAAGGUCACGAAUUCGAAAAACAAAUGGCUCAAAAGGAAAGCAUUGAAUAAGAAGUAA